This is a messenger RNA of Balaenoptera musculus (blue whale), 1415 nucleotides long. It is a transcript of the gene GEMIN2, whose product is annotated as gem nuclear organelle associated protein 2. Gene Ontology annotation, biological process: spliceosomal complex assembly; spliceosomal snRNP assembly. NCBI's taxonomy places the organism in Eukaryota, Metazoa, Chordata, Mammalia, Artiodactyla, Balaenopteridae. Bases 46 to 855 code for a protein of 269 amino acids. Gene Ontology annotation, cellular component: nucleus; SMN complex; spliceosomal complex. The record is from RefSeq and is a predicted model, not a curated record. The transcript is spliced from 10 exons.
CAGACCUGGCGCAUGCGCUGGGUGGGAUAGGCCGGAUUGAAAACUAUGGCGUGGGUACCUGCGGAAUCUGCGGUGGAAGAGUUGAUGCCCCGGCUGUUGCCAGUGGAGCCCUGCGACUUGACAGACAGUUUUGAUCCCAACGUACCUCCGAGGACUCCCCAAGAAUACCUAAGGCGGGUCCAGAUCGAAGCCGCUCAAUGUCCAGAUGUUGUGGUAGCUCAAAUUGACCCAAAGAAGUUGAAAAGGAAGCAAAGUGUGAAUAUUUCUCUUUCAGGAUGCCAACCUGCUCCUGAAGGAUAUUCCCCCACUCUUCAGUGGCAACAGCAGCAAGUGGCACAGUUUUCAACUGUUCGGCAGAGUGUGAACAGACAUAGAAGUCACUGGAAAUCACAGCAGUUGGAUAGUAAUGUGACCAUGCCAAAAUCUGAAGAUGAAGAAGGCUGGAAAAAAUUUUGUCUGGGUGAGAGGUUAUAUGCUGAAGGGGCUGUUGCACCAGCUGCAAGUGAAAGUCCUGGAAUUGAUUAUGUACAAAUUGGUUUUCCUCCCUUGCUUAGUAUUGUUAGCAGAAUGAAUCAGGCAACAGUAACUAGUGUCUUGGAAUAUCUGAGUAAUUGGUUUGGAGAAAGAGACUUUACUCCAGAAUUGGGAAGAUGGCUUUAUGCUUUAUUGGCUUGUCUUGAAAAACCUUUAUUACCGGAGGCUCAUUCACUGAUUCGGCAGCUUGCAAGAAGGUGCUCUGAAGUGAGGCUUUUAGUGGACAGCAAAGAUGAUGAGAGGGUUCCUGCUUUGAAUUUGUUAAUCUGCUUGGUCAGCAGGUAUUUUGACCAACGUGACUUAGCUGAUGAGCCAUCCUGAUAAUAGCUGAUCUCUCAGGGAUAGAAGAUAUUUGUAAUGAAGACAGCCUGAGUCUGAGGAAGUGCAAUGCCAGUUCAAGUACAGAUUGCAUCACAUCUUCAACACUAUGUGAAGCGUCUUCAUCUUAACCUGUGCAACUCAAGUUGAUAUUCAGAAGAUAGAUUGUGUUGGUAUGAGUAUCUGAGGUAUCUUUGAAAGAUGUUACGCAGUUUUUGCUGAACAAUUUAAAUAGUUUUCUGUAAUCACAUGCUUUUAAAACAAACUGAAUGAUUUAUUGGUGAAGCAUCCUGCACAGAAACUGUAUGACGAAAUUGUACAGAGGUUGUUGGUGCUGUUUCAUUGUUUAUUUACAUAUACACAUAUAAAAUUCUAUUGAAAAUGUGUUUUGGUUACUAAAUUUUGUUUGACUAUUUAACAAAACAAAAGACAAUGGAUAAAUGUCCUUAGUAUUAGAAUUAAGAUAAUCUAGAUUAUAUGGCACGUGUAUUCAUAGUCAGCAACAAAAUUAGUCUAACAUUUUCCCUUUAAGCUCUAUACUUUUAUUUUUGAAUGCUUUCUUU